GCAGUUGUAAUUUCUGUCAAAUCAGUAAAUCAUUUGAAAAACAGAAAUCUUCAUUGGAUGCAUGAGAGUACAGAACUCGUCGAAGCGGUAUCGCAACGCAAAAGGUGUAAUCGCGUGGAAUCACGUUAAAAUUCCUUGCACGUGAUCAGGAAUAUGGCAGCUAAGAUGAAUCAUUUCGAUCCACCGAGUUCAGCGAGUUCCGAGAGCGAUGACGGGGAAGUUUGCUUUGACGACCGAGAAAUCUUUCUCGACGAGAUGUGUGAAGAUGCUGAACACAUCAGACGUUCAGACAUAGGGACACCUACUCCGCAAUCUCCUCGGCCACCUUCCACGGGUUCUCAGAGAUCACCAAGAUCGCGAAGACAACGUACUACCAGUUUGUCACAGUCUAAUAAAAAGACUGCUUCAGAAUCCAUCCUUAGAAGUAAAACUAGAACGAUAUACACGGCUGGUAGACCACCAUGGUAUAAUUCGGCAGGACAGCAAGUAGAACCUUUUAUAAUAGGUAUUUGUGGAGGCAGUGCAUCUGGCAAAACCACAGUCGCGACAAAAAUUAUAGAAUCCUUAGAUGUACCAUGGGUAACGCUUCUAAGUAUGGAUUCAUUUUACAAAGUGCUGAACGAAAAACAACACGAAAUGGCUGCUUAUAACGAAUACAACUUUGAUCAUCCCGACGCUUUUGACUUUGAGCUUCUUAAAAGUACACUACAACGUUUGAAAGAGGGCAGAAUGGUGGAAGUUCCUAUUUAUAAUUUUGUAACGCAUAGCAGAGAAAGUAGAACCAAAACAAUGUAUGGUGCCAAUGUCAUUAUAUUUGAGGGAAUAUUGACUUUCUACAAUGUCGACGUUUUAAAGAUGUGCGACAUGAAGGUAUUUGUCGACACUGACGCUGAUGUGAGGCUUGCGCGUCGAUUACGUAGAGAUAUAUCUCAAAGAGGGAGGGACUUGGAAGGUGUUUUAAAGCAGUACAGUACCAUGGUGCAACCCGCUUUUUACUAUUAUAUAGCGCCAUUAAUGGUUCACGCGGACAUUAUUGUGCCACGUGGUGGAGAAAAUGAAGUUGCGAUUGAGCUUAUUGUACAGCAUGUACAUACACAACUGCAGUUGAGGGGUUUCAAACUAAGAGAAAAAUUAGCUCAUUCGUAUAUUGGUCAGCCAUUGCCAUCUUCUCUCUACCUGCUUCCAGAUACGCCACAAGUUAAGGGUCUACACACAUUUAUAAGGAAUAAAGAAACGUACAGAGACGAAUUUAUAUUCUACUCCAAACGUUUAAUACGUUUAGUUAUCGAAUAUGCGUUAUCUCUUUUACCUUUUGAAGACGUGACUGUAGAAACGCCUCAAGGUGUGUUUUAUCAAGGAAAGCGUGGUGCUACAGAUAAAAUAUGUGGUGUUUCUAUUUUGCGUGCUGGCGAAACCAUGGAACAAGCUGUUAGGGAUGUGUGCAAGGAUAUAAGAAUAGGAAAGAUUCUUAUACAAACGAACCAACAGACUGGAGAACCAGAGCUUUACUACCUUCGAUUACCAAAGGACAUUAGAGACUAUAAAGUGAUACUGAUGGAUGCGACAGUAGCAACAGGUGCAGCUGCCAUCAUGGCUAUCAGAGUUUUACUGGACCAUGACGUUGCCGAGGAGAACGUGCUACUCGUAUCUUUACUCAUGGCUGAGUCUGGUGUACACUCUAUCGCUUACGCGUUUCCACGUGUGAAAAUUGUGACGUCCGCCUUAGAUCCUGUGAUAAACGAGAAGUUCUACGUGUUACCAGGCAUCGGUAACUUCGGAGAUCGAUACUUCGGAACCGAACCAUCUACGAUUGAGAACUGACGUAAGCGAAGAAGAUUUCAGUCUCAAAUUUACAUAAUUAUUUAAUCUGUUAUUCCAAUUCAAAUACAGUCGUCUCUUAUAUCUUUAAUAGAAUUUAUGUUACACUCGUGAA
This is a messenger RNA of Hylaeus anthracinus, 1933 nucleotides long. RefSeq names its product uridine-cytidine kinase-like 1. Lineage: Eukaryota; Metazoa; Arthropoda; Insecta; Hymenoptera; Colletidae. Gene Ontology annotation, molecular function: kinase activity; ATP binding. The transcript has 10 exons. Gene Ontology annotation, cellular component: cytoplasm. The coding region runs from base 154 to 1821 and encodes 555 amino acids. The record is from RefSeq and is a predicted model, not a curated record.